Molecule: messenger RNA, 930 nt
Organism: Penicillium maclennaniae
Lineage: Eukaryota; Fungi; Ascomycota; Eurotiomycetes; Eurotiales; Aspergillaceae
Gene: amcA
Product: putative mitochondrial ornithine carrier protein AmcA/Ort1
Exons: 3
Coding region: 34-930 (298 amino acids)
Biological process (GO): mitochondrial L-ornithine transmembrane transport
Molecular function (GO): L-ornithine transmembrane transporter activity
Source: RefSeq, a predicted model, not a curated record
GCCCAAUACUUUGGGUGACUGUUGGAAGCCUUGAUGGCGGCGACCGAGCAUGCGAUCCCCGUCCGUGAACCGAUGGAACUCCCAUCUCUCCCGCCCAACCAAGGGUUGGAGGCGAUGAAGGAUAUUGUGUUCGGCUCCACUGCUGGCAUGGCAGGCAAGCUGAUCGAAUACCCCUUUGACACCGUCAAGGUUCGCCUUCAAUCUCAACCCGCACAUCUUCCUCUCCGAUAUACCGGUCCUCUGGACUGUUUCCGCCAGUCGUUCCGGGCAGAUGGCUUCAAAGGACUGUACCGCGGCAUCAGUGCCCCCAUGAUGGGUGCCGCUGUGGAAACCAGCUGUCUGUUCUUCAGCUACCGCCUCAUCCAGGAUGCAAUGCGCGCCACGGUGUUCCCCGAGAAAGAACAAUUGCCUUUCCUAGCUCUUAUUGCUGCCGGUGCUGCAUCUGGAUCUGUGACUUCGUUGGCACUCACGCCAAUUGAGCUCAUCAAGUGCAAGAUGCAAGUCCCGGUCGAGGCGGGACAUCCACCCCCUCGUCCCGCUAUACUCAUCGCAACCGUUUUCCGACAGGAGGGACUGAUUGGUUUCUGGCACGGUCAAAUGGGAACUCUGAUCCGAGAGACCGGAGGUAGUGCCGCCUGGUUCGGCGGCUACGAGGGUGUUUCUUCUCUCUUCCGGAAAUACAAUUCGUCUAGCUCCCACAUCGAGUCUCUAGCUGUCUGGCAGCAAUUGUCACGCAUGCAGACGGAAGAUGUCUCGCGCCUCCCGGCUAACGGCGCGCGACAGACCUUUUGGAAUGUCACUCGGUCCUUGUGGAGGCAGCAGGGCUUGAAGGGCAUGUAUCGCGGGUGCGGGAUCACCUGCAUGCGCUCGGCUCCCAGUUCGGCCUUUAUCUUCUCUGUUUACGAAGGAUUGCGAUCAUAUUUUGGAUGA